Molecule: messenger RNA, 1599 nt
Organism: Mangifera indica (mango)
Lineage: Eukaryota; Viridiplantae; Streptophyta; Magnoliopsida; Sapindales; Anacardiaceae
Product: E3 ubiquitin-protein ligase SPL2-like
Exons: 6
Coding region: 193-1380 (395 amino acids)
Biological process (GO): protein ubiquitination; organelle organization
Molecular function (GO): ubiquitin-protein transferase activity
Source: RefSeq, a predicted model, not a curated record
UCCAAAAACUACCUCUCUUCUUGUGUUACAAAAUAAUUCCCUCUGGAGUUCUCGUCCACCACUCAAUCGCUUGACCCUCCCUCACGUGAAUCCAACACAGCCCAGUGACAGUGGUCCGUCACGUCACUUGCCCCUCACGGGUCCAAGGACCAGAAGGGACUAAGAAGAACAGACAAACAAAACAUUAUCGAAAUGUCAUCGCACGGGAACGACUUCGCCGCGAUCCUCUGCCAGUUCUUACUUUCUUAUGACGGCGCCGUUUUAGGCGUAACCCUAGCAUACACCGCAGUCCGUACGCUCUUUAAAUUUCGCAGUGUUUCCCACGCCCUACGCAAAGUCGAGAAUGCUCCGCAAGUUAGGGUCUCCGAUCUUCGCGCGCUUCUGGGAGAGGAUGACAAGAGAUCGCAGCUGUCUGAUCACGAGCAGAAUAAAAGUCGCCUUGUGAUCGUGCGUGGCCACGUGGAAGCAAAAUCGGCAGUUGAUGGAAAGGAUUGGAAGAACUGGACGAAUGGUACCGGCGUUUUGGUCUCUCAUUACAGUGGAGACAAAGCUGUUAUAAUUCAACGAACUCAAACUUGGCUAUACAACGAAUGGAGGGGCUUUCUGGGAUGGACUCCUGGUAUACACGCCAUUUUCGGGAGAUCUUGGAGAAAAAAGGAAUCGUCUUUGAGGAUGGUUCCUUUUGUUCUCGUUGAAGGGGGUUGGUGGCCUCAAUCUGAUCAUGUUGUUGUGGACAUGGAAGGGUCCAAGCAUUGCUUGCCUCUUGUUAGAGUCUACCAUGAUUUGCAACCCUUUAAUGUUUCUCCUUUUGCACUUCUUCAGACAAUUUUUGGUCAUGAGUGCCCUGUUGGUGUGCUUGAUGAAGAGAAGAUUCUUCCACUGGGAGAGAAUAUCAGUGCCGUUGGUAUCUGCAGUUUAAAAAAUGGAUUCCCUGAGAUCCAGUCUUGCAAAGAUCUUCCCUAUUUUCUGACUGAGAUGACUAAGUAUCAGAUGGUAGCAGAUCUUGCCUUCAAGUCACAAGUACUCUUUUGGAGUAGUGUUGUUCUUGGUUCGAUGUCUUUUGUUACCCUUGGGUAUGCUAUUUUCAGGAACUGGAAUAGAUGGAAAGAAUGUAGGGAGCUGAGACGGUUGCAGCAAUCAACUCAAGCUUCUAGAGAUGAUGUAAAUUCUCAGGUUGGAGACGAUGAAGCAGCUGGAGAUGUUCCAGAUGGGCAACUUUGUGUGAUCUGCCUGAUGAGGAGGAGGUCAUCUGUAUUUGGUCCAUGUGGGCAUGUUGUUUGUUGUCAUCGUUGCGCCAUAUCAGUUGAACGGGAAAUAUCACCUAAGUGUCCCAUUUGUCGCAUGCCAAUCAGGAAUUCAAUGCGGAUAUUUUUUUCUUGAUUGAUGGUUUGGUAACUCAAUGUUGCCUUCUUUUUCACUAGUCGAUCUGUGUAAAAUUCUUGUGAAUGUACAAUUCUUGUAAAUGCUUCUCAUAUUCUUGCAAAUGUGUACAACUGAAGCAUUUCACUGACACAAAUUGAAACAUGCAAAUGCAUGGCUGAUAACUGUUCAAAUUUUACACAGAAAUGCUUGUAAAUAAGAAGUACAGAUGGUUAUAUA